UUCACACUUUCCCCUGUUCUGCAGCAGACGGACUGAGUUCCUCCAGUCCUUGUGCUCCUUCUUCCCCCACGGCUCUAAAACCCUUCUCUGAGGGAGGAACAGCUAUAGUUUUGGGGGUCAUAUAGCUUUAAGGAAACUUUUGGCAGAUGCGGAUAUCCUAACAUCUGGGCAGUGUUAACAGAAUCCCGGAGGCCCCGGACAGACCAGGAGCCACUCGUUCUAGGAAUGUUAAAGUAGAAGUUUUUCCAACUGAUGAGAGGAGCAGAGAGGAAGGAGAAAAAUAAAGAAGGAGAGAGAAAGAGCACAAAAACCCAUACAACAGAUUCCGCAUUUCUGCUUCCUCUCACUUUUGGAAGUUCAUUGAUGGCUGAUUGCUGAAAGUUAUUUUCCCUUGCCCUGGUACUUCUGGCCACAUACCUCUAUUCUUAUCUCCCUAACUGCCACCCCCCUUUCAAGGAUGGCCAGUCAACUAACUCAAAGUGGAGCUCUCUCUCUGCUGCUCUUCCUCACCCCAGCAGUGACACCAACAUGGUAUGCAGGGUCAGGCUACUACCCAGAUGAAAGCUACAAUGAAGUAUAUGCUGAAGAGGUCCCACAGGGCCCUGCCCUAGACUACCGAGCCCCCCGAUGGUGUUAUACAUUAAAUAUCCAGGAUGGAGAAGCUACAUGCUACUCACCAAGGGGAGGAACUUAUCACAGCAGCCUGGGCACUCGUUGUGAGCUCUCCUGUGACCGAGGCUUUCGACUGAUCGGACGUAGGUCGGUGCAAUGCCUGCCAAGCCGCCGUUGGUCUGGAACUGCCUACUGCAGGCAGGUGAGAUGCCACGCAUUGCCAUUCAUCACGAGUGGCACCUAUACCUGUACAAAUGGGGUGCUUCUUGACUCCCGCUGUGACUACAGCUGUUCCAGUGGCUACUACCUAGAAGGUGACCGCAGCCGAAUCUGCAUGGAAGAUGGGCGAUGGAGUGGAGGCGAGCCUGUGUGUGUAGACAUAGAUCCCCCCAAGAUCCGUUGUCCCCAUUCACGUGAGAAGAUGGCAGAGCCAGAGAAACUGACUGCUCGAGUAUACUGGGACCCACCCUUGGUGAAAGAUUCUGCCGAUGGUACCAUCACCAGAGUGACACUUCGGGGCCCUGAGCCUGGCUCUCACUUUCCCGAAGGAGAGCAUGUGAUUCGUUACACUGCCUACGACCGAGCCUACAACCGGGCCAGCUGCAAGUUCAUUGUGAAAGUGCAAGUGAGACGCUGCCCAACUCUGAAACCACCGCAGCAUGGCUACCUCACCUGCACCUCAGCAGGGGACAACUAUGGUGCCACCUGUGAAUACCACUGUGACGGAGGUUAUGAGCGCCAAGGGACCCCCUCCCGGGUCUGCCAGUCCAGCCGCCAGUGGUCAGGAUCACCACCCGUCUGUGCUCCUAUGAAGAUCAAUGUCAAUGUCAACUCGGCUGCUGGCCUUCUGGAUCAGUUCUAUGAGAAACGGCGACUCCUCAUUGUCUCAGCUCCGGAUCCCUCCAACCGAUAUUAUAAAAUGCAGAUCUCUAUGCUGCAGCAAUCCACUUGCGGACUGGAUCUACGGCAUGUGACCAUCAUUGAGCUGGUGGGGCAGCCACCUCAGGAGGUGGGGCGCAUCCGGGAACAACAGCUGUCAGCCAACAUCAUCGAGGAGCUCAGGCAAUUUCAGCACCUCACUCGCUCCUACUUCAACAUGGUGUUGAUUGACAAGCAGGGAAUUGAUCGGGAACGCUACAUGGAACCUGUCACCCCUGAGGAAAUCUUCACGUUCAUUGAUGACUAUCUACUGAGCAACCAGGAGCUGAUCCAGCGCCGGGAGCAAAGGGACAUGUGCGAGUGAACUUAAGCCAGGGCUUGGUUGAGGUCAAGGGAAAAGCUCCCCUACUGAGCUGGAACUGGAGCCUAAUAAAAGGAGGAAAUGGUUCCCCAUGGAUCUAGGGACAGGACUCUGAGGUGGAUGAGCUUCACCAGUCCUGGGACGUUUCCAGGCACCUUUUUAGGGCUGUGUAAUAGCUUCCCUAAGCAAGUCUCUGCUUUAGAUAGCACUGGAGGAGCCUAAGAGGCUAAGGAGGGACUGAGGACAGGCCCUGGGCAGUGGGUUGGGGGUAAACGUCUUCCUUGCCUAACCUGGGCCUCUGCCCAGCUCUCCAAAGUAUUCCAGAUAAGUAAAUCCUAAAUUCACUCACUAA
Equus quagga is the source of this 2204-nucleotide messenger RNA. RefSeq names its product sushi repeat containing protein X-linked 2 (gene SRPX2). NCBI's taxonomy places the organism in Eukaryota, Metazoa, Chordata, Mammalia, Perissodactyla, Equidae. The transcript has 11 exons. The record is from RefSeq and is a predicted model, not a curated record. Bases 458 to 1855 code for a protein of 465 amino acids.